This is a messenger RNA of Vigna unguiculata (cowpea), 2263 nucleotides long. RefSeq names its product lipase-like PAD4. The record is from RefSeq and is a predicted model, not a curated record. Gene Ontology annotation, biological process: lipid metabolic process. NCBI's taxonomy places the organism in Eukaryota, Viridiplantae, Streptophyta, Magnoliopsida, Fabales, Fabaceae.
AACUUCAUAAAAAAAAUAAAAAGAGUUGAAGCAGUAGAAGAGGUUAUAAAUGCAAUAUUCAAAGGAAUGGAAAAGGUAGCAAUUCAAGGUGUUCUUCGUUCAAACCACUCCAAAUUCCAGUCUCCGCAAGACUCCAACGUAAGAAACAUCGAAGAAAAAAACCACUAUUCCAUGGGCAUGGCUUCCAACGAAGCUUCACCGUUCGAGUCUCGCCAGAUGCUCGCCUCCUUCAUCUCUUCCACGCCGCUGCUCUCCGACUCAUGGCGACUCUGCAACCAGGCCAACGCCGCCCCCUUCCGCACCUUCGUGGCGGACCGUGUCGGCGCCUCCGUCUACGUCGCCUUCUCCGGCGUCCAGAUGCCCGGCGCCUCCGACCCCAACUGGAGGGACUUGGUGCCGCUCCACAGCAUCGGCGGCGUGCCCCUGUUUUCGCCGCGGCGGAGCAGGGAGGCGGAGGAGCCCGUCAUGGUUCACGCCGCCAUGCUCAAUCUCUUCCUCUCCCUUUUCAAUUCCUUCCAGAACCAGAUGUUGGAAAUAGUGGGAAACAAAGACACUAAAUCAGUUGUGAUCACUGGACAUUCCAUUGGAGGAGCCACUGCGUCUUUGUGCACUCUUUGGCUUCUGUCUUACCUACAGUCCAUCUCUUCUUCCUCUGUGUCGAUAUUGUGCAUCACUUUUGGGGCACCAUUGCUUGGGAACGAGGCCUUUUCUCAAAGCAUUUUCAGAGAAAGAUGGGGUGGCAACUUCUGCCACGUGGUGUCAAAGCAUGACAUAAUGCCAAGGUUGCUCUUUGCCCCCAUAACCUUUCUCACUACUCAGCUAAAUUCCCUGCUACAGUUUUGGCACUUUUCCAUGACCUCGGAAGAUUUUGGAAAGCUUGCAAAUCAGAUUUCAGAAAAAGAGAAAGCGAACUUGUUCAAUGCUGUGAUGGAUUACUUGGAAGCAGCAUCACAGGAGGAGGGAGAAACAUCUGUGCCUAUCUUGUUUCACCCUUUUGGGAACUACUUUUUUGUCACAGAAGAAGGAGCAGUGUGUGUGGAUAGUCCAUCUGCAAUCAUAAAGAUGAUGCACUUGAUGCUUGCAACUGGUUCUCCAGUUAGUAGCAUUGAAGACCACCUGAAGUAUGGAUACUAUGUUAAUAAAUUGUCUUCACAGACAUUGAAUCAGGAAAUUUCCAUGCAGAGGAACAUUCCUGACUCGAGCUAUGAAGCAGGGCUUGAAUUAGCCAUCCAGUCUUCUGGCAUUGCAAACCAGGAAUCAGCUAUUACAUCUGCCAAGGAAUGUCUGAAGAAAACAAGGAGAAUGGGCCCUUCACCGAAUCUGAAUGCAGCAACCCUAGCAGUUAGCUUAUCCAAGGUGGUACCUCUGAGAGCUCAAAUAGAAUGGUACAAGAAUUGGUGCGAAGAGCAAGACGACCAAAUUGGUUACUACGACUCGUUCAAAAGCAGGGACUCUUCCAGCUCCAAAAGAGACAUGAAAAUCAACAUUAACCGUUGCAAGCUUGCAAGGUUUUGGAACAACGUUAUUGACAUGUUGGAAAGAGGUGAGCUGCCUCAUGACUUUGACAAGAGAGCCAAAUGGGUCAAUGCUUCACACUUCUAUAAACUAUUGGUUGAGCCACUAGACAUUGCUGAGUAUUAUGGGAAAGGGAUGCAUAGAGCCAAGGGGCACCAUUACAUGCAGCACGGUAGAGAGAGAAGAUAUGAGAUUUUUGAUAGGUGGUGGAAGGACAGAACUGUUACUACUGCUGCAGAAGAAAACAAGGAGAGGAGCAAGUUUGCGAGUCUUACCCAAGAUUCAUGCUUUUGGGCUAGAGUGGAAGAAGCUAGGGACUGGUUGAAUUGUGUUAGAAGCGAGAGAGACGCUAACAAGUUGGCUCUUUUGUGGGAUAAAAUUGAAAACUUUGAGAAGUAUGCCAUGAAUUUAGUUGAAAAUAAAGAGGUUUCUUGUGAUGUUCUCUUUAAGAACUCAAGUUACAGUAUAUGGGUGGAGGAUUUAAGAGAACUGAAACAACUGAAAGUAAAGGUGCAAAGGCUUCCUCAUCAGUUUACUGGUUUUCUAGAUGGGGAAGUAGUUCCUUAGUAGGUGAUUUGGAAUCAAUAAGUUUGACUCUUGUAACUGUAAUAUGUAUAAGAACUGUGCUACCUUCUGCAAAAUAACUCGUUUUGCUGUUGAGUUAUGACUUUUUUUGUACCAUUAGGAUUUCACUUGAAUGCAUACAUGAGAACAGUGAUAAAGAGAAACAUUCAAAGGUUGAUGACGA